AUGUCCCAUCACGAUCACGAUCACGAUCAUGGCCAUAGUCAUGGCCACGAUGACCACCACGACCACGACCAUUCCUCCGACAUUACCCCCGCACUUCAAUCGAAUCUCUACCAGCAAAUCGACUUCGAUGGUAUCAUCACCCUCAACGAGACAGAGUCCAAAUCUGGCGCGGCCAUCGUGAAAAAGACAUGGGCGCAACGGUUAGAUGAGAAACCGGAGCUGGAGAGCGAUGUCGAUGAGCAAUUGCUCAUGUAUAUCCCCUUCACCGGCCAAACAAAACUCCACUCCCUCAUCCUCUACUCGGCCCCAACCCCCUCCGCCCCCAAAACCAUAAAACUCUUCCGCAACAGACCAGAUCUCGACUUCUCCACCGCCGCAGAUCUAAUCCCAGCCCAAACCCUCUCUGUCCCCCAAACACUCACCGGUCCAACCUCAGACGUGAUCGAGAUCCCUCUCAACAGAGCGCAGUUCAACACCACGACGUCCAUCACGCUGUUCUUCGAGGACAACUGGAGCGAUGGCGAGGAGGAGGUGACGCGCGUUUCGUACAUUGGGUUUAAGGGGCAGCAUAUGGCACUGAAUAGGGAGCCCGUGACGUUUUUGUAUGAGGCUGCGGCGAAUCCGAGGGAUCAUGUUGCUAUUCAGGGCGUGCAGGGCGUGGGAAGGACGAUUGGGCCUGGGAGAUAA
Messenger RNA from Blastomyces dermatitidis ER-3, 687 nucleotides. RefSeq lists its product as uncharacterized. The transcript is spliced from 2 exons. Gene Ontology annotation, cellular component: nucleus. Bases 1 to 687 code for a protein of 228 amino acids. NCBI's taxonomy places the organism in Eukaryota, Fungi, Ascomycota, Eurotiomycetes, Onygenales, Ajellomycetaceae. The record is from RefSeq and is a predicted model, not a curated record.